This is a messenger RNA of Xylona heveae TC161, 896 nucleotides long. Its product is annotated as Rhodanese-like protein. The transcript has 3 exons. Gene Ontology annotation, molecular function: thiosulfate-cyanide sulfurtransferase activity. Lineage: Eukaryota; Fungi; Ascomycota; Xylonomycetes; Xylonales; Xylonaceae. The record is from RefSeq and is a predicted model, not a curated record. Bases 70 to 603 code for a protein of 177 amino acids. Gene Ontology annotation, cellular component: mitochondrion.
AAUAUCCCAUGUGUUGCCGUAGCUAUCUGCGUCUCUAACGUACCUUUUGUUUCCUUGUCGAGCUAUAUCAUGGCUAGUCGGCGCGUCGUAUCCUCCUCUGCUCUCAGAGCUCUCAGCUCUUCAAUUGUCUCUCCGGGCCGGCUUCUCCGGCUCAGACCCGCGCAGCAAAGAAUUGCGGUCGCAGUUCAGCCCCGCCCAAGCUUCUUUCCUCUCCAGCAAGUGCGAUUGCAUUCGGGUUCUGGUUCAAAAUCGAAAGUUUAUCAAUUCAAUGAUGUUCAAAGCCUAGUAGAUAACCCGACCGAAGACCGUAUUCUGAUUGACGUGCGCGAGCCUUCCGAGUACGAAGCUGGAUUCAUCCCGUCCGCGAUCAAUAUUCCCAUCGCUUCUCAGCCAGACGCAUUGUUCCUUCCUGCAGACGAAUUUGAGGAUCGAUUUGGAUUUACAAAGCCGCCGCCAAACAAGGAGCUUGUCUUUUACUGUAAAGCAGGUGUUCGGAGUAGUGCCGCGGCACAACUUGCCCAACAAGGCGGUUAUGACAAGGUCGGAGAAUACAGAGGAAGCUGGCUAGAUUGGGCAAAGAAUGGUGGGGAAACGUCCAAAUAAAUUGUGCCAAAAAGGGAAAUUGGGAUCUUCAUUGAGCUGUGGAGCGUUAAUAGGUCUACGGAUUUCCAGGUCAUCGCCCAGUAACAUGUGUGCGGGUCCUUGACUGUCGGUUCUCUGGCGUUUCUUGGUUCCUUCUCUGGUCAUUGCCAAUGAUGAUAUGAUUGAAUUUCAAAUUCAUAGUUAAAUGUACUGGGUUGAGAGAUACAUUGGCCGUUCUACAAGACGUUUAUGUUGUCCGUGCUCACAGUUUAGCAAAAAUUCUUGCAGUAGAAGGAAUACACAGCACAAGGCCC